Messenger RNA from Phragmites australis (common reed), 845 nucleotides. RefSeq names its product probable calcium-binding protein CML28. The transcript has a single exon. The record is from RefSeq and is a predicted model, not a curated record. Gene Ontology annotation, molecular function: calcium ion binding. Bases 70 to 567 code for a protein of 165 amino acids. Lineage: Eukaryota; Viridiplantae; Streptophyta; Magnoliopsida; Poales; Poaceae.
UGCGCCACACGUACGCAUCAAGAACUCUGGGACAUACGAUUGGUGGAGCAUGCAGAAAGAGAGGCCAUAAUGAGCAGCAGCAUGGACUCGUCGGAGCUGAGGAAGGUGUUCCAGAUGUUCGACAAGAACGGCGACGGGCAGAUCACCAAGAAGGAGCUGGGCGAGUCCCUCAAGAACCUCGGCAUCUACAUCCCCGACGACGAGCUCGACGCCACCAUGGACAAGAUCGACGCCAACGGCGACGGCUGCGUCGACGUCGAGGAGUUCGGCAUGCUCUACCGCUCCAUCCUCAGCGAGGGCCAGGGCGCAGACGGCGGCGGCGACAAGCACGACGAGGAGGAGGACAUGAGGGAGGCGUUCAAUGUCUUCGACCAGAACGGCGAUGGCUACAUCACCGUCGACGAGCUGCGGUGCGUGCUGUCCAGCCUCGGCCUCAAGCAGGGACGCACGGCCGAGGACUGCCGCAAGAUGAUCAGCAAGGUCGACGCCGAUGGCGACGGACGCGUCGACUUCAAGGAGUUCAAGCAGAUGAUGCGCGGCGGCGGAUUCGCCGCGCUAGGUAGAUGAUCAUCAGAGGACGCCUUCAUUGGGCCGAUGGCAUGGGGCGUUGUAGAUAUUUGAUUAACAGCUUGACAUGGUAAUGUGGAAAUCUGAUUGCACGUGUGAAAUAGUUCUUUCAGUUGGCUAAUUCAUCGAUGCUUCUGUAAACUUUUGGUUUUCAGUUGGAUUAUUUUUUUUUGUUAAACAGUGUUGGUUAUUUCUUUAAUUUGUAUGUAGAAACAAGCCCAUUGUAGAUUUGUAGUGUUAAGUGUGAAAUGUUUGUCUGACAAUUGGUUGAUAAGUUG